UUGUCAGCAACCGCGGCCGUCUCCCCCCCCUACCGCUGAACGAUUGCAGUCGGCGUCCCCUCAGCAUAGGCCUAGGCCUGGGGGACAUCUGCCGCACAUGUUCCCAACGGCAGACAGCGUGCUCUGCUCAAAGGGCAACUGCACUUCACGGCAGAACGUGAAUCCUAUUCAUCUGAGCACCGCAAUCGUAGUGAUGCUAGGAACAAGAUAAUUGGGAACUAUGGUCUAAUUUCAUCGACCUGCAAAACUUAUCCAUUUGCUGCACAGGUUGUAGACUGCAUUUGUUCGCAUUGAUAAGAUUGAGCUCCCACCGAAAUCAUCCCUAUGACGGACCAGUUAUGCGGAUAGAUUGGAGCUCUCUAUGGGUACAGAGGAGUGGCGAGGGGCCCCGAAAGAAGUAUCUAAUAUCGUGGUUUAUAGACGGAGUAAGUAGGAAGAAACAUCCCACUGGGAGAAGAGCCAGGAGCCAGGGAUGUGGAAUGGAGGAAUAGGAGGAUGUUUCCAACACCUUAUAGUUCUCAUGUUGGCCAUGGAGAAUAUGCUGAUGUAUAUGAUCCAGCAGAGGACACCUUCCUAUUAAUGGAUGCCUUAGAAAAAGAUGUGAAAGAAAUACAGCAGCUCUGUCCCAGUAUUUGCCUUGAGGUUGGAACAGGAUCUGGUGUUGUCUCUGUAUUCCUAGCUUCCAUGAUUGGGCCUACCUCAUUUUAUCUCUGUACAGAUAUUAACUCCUUGGCUGCUGCUUGCACACUAGAAAGUGCCAGGCAAAAUGGGGUGAACAUCCAGCCAAUCAUUACUGAUCUGGUCACAGGAUUGUUGCCACGACUACAAAAUCAAGUUGAUGUGUUAAUAUUUAACCCUCCUUAUGUUGUAACUCCCUCAGAAGAAGUUGGUACUCAUGGUAUAGAGGCAUCUUGGGCUGGUGGAGAAAGAGGUCGUGAGGUCAUGGAUCGGUUUUUUCCUCAGGUCUCAAGCCUUCUCUCCAGUCAGGGAAUAUUUUAUUUGGUUACAGUUCAGGAAAAUGACCCAGAGGAAAUAAUAGAGUCAUUGAACAGUUUUAAAUUGAAAGGGACCGUGUUUAUUUCAAGGCAAGCUGGGAGAGAACGUCUGUCAGUGCUCAAAUUUUGGAAAGCCUGAUUGUUGAGUUCUGGUUCUCUUUCAUCAAAACCACAAGAAACCAUUAUCCUAGGCAGGAAAGAAAUGGACAGUCCUACCUACUGCUUUCCUUAUGCCUGCCCAGAGAAUUCUAAGCACCAGCAUCUGUACACCAGCACUGUAGUCCAAUUAAAAUACAGUUGAAUGCCUAGAACAAUUUCCAUGGAAAACUGGAGAUAAUUCAAUACCACAAAUGAGUACUUGAAACUGCCCCUCAGAAGACUUGUAACCUAGAGGCAUUUUUUUGAAUGCAGGUUUUGAAGGUCAAUGACUUGAUGAUAUUAUGCUGAAAAUUGCUUAAGGCAAAGCAAAUGAAAGUAUAUAUGGUAACUUGCAAGGUAAUGCAGUCAUUGCAGGAUGCCCAUUCUGCAAAGGAAUUAAUUGGAGCAGCAACAGUAAAGGAAAACAAGCAAACUGCAAUCAAGUCAUGCUGAAAGGAAUAGUGUGAUUUGGGAUGAUCUGAAAUCUUUUGCCAAAUAACAACAGGUGAAGCAAUUCUCUGUAUCCAAUUGUAAUAAAUGUAUUUUAAAUCCUAAAGUAUUGCCUUGCACCGCAUUCAGUCUGAAAUGAUUUUCUGUGCAUUUCUAACGCAAUAUGACAAAUGGGGAUUUUAUGAAAAAGGAAUGUAAUUAAGUUAAUUCACUAUUUGAGUACAACAGUUCAGUAAUGAAAAUAAAUGACUUAAUUAGAAAAUAAACCUAAAAUAGUGGUUUAAAAUGGUUUAACUGAGUGAUAUUUUUUCCACCUUGGGGAAAUGUACAAAAUGAUUUUUUCCAAGACUUACACUACUUAGAUAAUUGUAUUGAAAGCUGGCCAGUUUAUUAACAACAAAGAAAACCCUGCAGAUGCUGGAAAUCAGAAUAAAUAUAGAAAAUGCUGGAAGCAGAGGAGAUCAGGAAACAACUGUGGAAAGAUAAACACAAUAAAUGUUUCAGGUCGAAGGCCCUUCUUCACAAUGACCCUUCUGUCUUUCUAGUGAAGGUACUCCCACAGUGAUGUUGGUGAGAGAGUUCCAGGAUUUGAACCCAGCAUUGAUGAAGGACUGGCAAUAAAUUUUUAAAUCAAGGUUAUGUGCAAGUUGGA
Messenger RNA from Pristis pectinata (smalltooth sawfish), 2235 nucleotides. It is a transcript of the gene hemk2, whose product is annotated as N-6 adenine-specific DNA methyltransferase 1. The record is from RefSeq and is a predicted model, not a curated record. Gene Ontology annotation, biological process: methylation. Gene Ontology annotation, cellular component: eRF1 methyltransferase complex. Bases 496 to 1134 code for a protein of 212 amino acids. Lineage: Eukaryota; Metazoa; Chordata; Chondrichthyes; Rhinopristiformes; Pristidae. The transcript has 7 exons. Gene Ontology annotation, molecular function: protein methyltransferase activity; nucleic acid binding; S-adenosylmethionine-dependent methyltransferase activity.